AUGCCAUUACGCCGGUCUCAUAAAAAGUCGCACCACGGCUGCCUGCAGUGCAAACAACGGAGAAUAAAAUGUGACGAGGCUCGACCCUACUGCGGCCCCUGUCAUCGAAAACAACUUGCCUGCGCAUUCCAAAGCCUCUUGCACCAGUGGCACGUAGCCACGGCACUCUCACUCGCCCACGAAGAGCAGCUCGCCGAUGUAGUCCGCGUCGCCGUGCCUCGAGAGGCCCUCGCCUACCCUUUUCUCAUGCACAGCGUCCUCGCAGUCUCGGCCCUCCAUCUCAGCUAUACAGGUCCCUCCGAGCGAUGCCAGUCCUACAAAGAAGCAGCGAUCCGCCACAACAACCUCUCCCUCACGCUAUGCACCCCUCUCCUCAGCAACGUGACGCCAGAGAAUUGCCACGCCCUAUUCGCAUUCUCCUGCCUGACCGCGGUAUUCGCCUUCGGCGUCCAAGGCCGCGAGGGGCUCCCCAGCGCCCAGGGCCUCGUCGAUGUCGUCGAGGUAUUCAAGAUGGUGCGCGGCGUCGCAUCCGUCGUACAACAAGCACGCGCAUGGAUUGAACAAGGCGGAAUGAGCCAGCUGUUGAAAAUCGGCAAGCUACGCAAAAGGGCGGCAGGAACGAUCUAUGAUCGGGAGCUCUGCUCGCAUCUUGAAACCUUUAUCGAAGAGCAACUCCGCCCGCGAGAGCCCUGCAUGCACCAAACCAUCAACAACAACAACGUCAACGCCGUUCUUCUACAAUCGGCGAACCGCCUCCUCCAUGUCCUGAACAUGUACAUGACCAUGGAAGAUCCCAAUGCGAUCCUAGCCUGGCCGGUCCUGCUGGAUGCGCAGUACCUGGAUCUUUUAUUGCAGGUGGAGCCGACGGCGCUGAUAAUAUUGGCGUAUUAUGGGACAGCGUUGCAUUUGCUGUUCGAUAAUUGGUGGUUGGAUGGUUGGGGGCAGUUCAUUAUGAAUCUUGCGUCGAUGCGGCGUGGUUCUGUCGGGGACUGGAGGAUAUCGUGGCUUGUGGAUAUUAUUCAACGAGAUAAGGAGUUUAGAUUGAGGAGUGUAUGAGUACGGAAUGUAAUUUAUUAAGUAGUAGAUGCUGAGCACAAAAGUUCACGGGAAG
Aspergillus steynii IBT 23096 is the source of this 1111-nucleotide messenger RNA. RefSeq names its product Zn(II)2Cys6 transcription factor domain-containing protein. Gene Ontology annotation, molecular function: zinc ion binding; DNA-binding transcription activator activity, RNA polymerase II-specific. Bases 1 to 1056 code for a protein of 351 amino acids. The record is from RefSeq and is a predicted model, not a curated record. The transcript is spliced from 2 exons. Gene Ontology annotation, biological process: regulation of transcription by RNA polymerase II. NCBI's taxonomy places the organism in Eukaryota, Fungi, Ascomycota, Eurotiomycetes, Eurotiales, Aspergillaceae.